AUGAAUAAUAACAGCUUGUUAGAUUACUAGCCUAAUUAUGAAGGCUAAGAUAGCUUUUAUGAGGGACCGUAGCAUAAUAAUGACAACUCAGAUCAUAAACUAUCAACUGUAAUUGGAGACAUUACUAAUUUAUCCGACACAAAUCUACUAAAAAGUUCAAUCAACCGUAUUGAUGAGUCAUAAUCUCCUAUCCACAAUAAUAACAAUAGCAAUAGACUUACCCGGGAUCAGACUGAUUACUUUGGUGCAGGUUAGCAUAGACAUAAUAGCCACAUGAAUAUCAAUAGCCAAGCAAAGCACAAAUUUCUCUUAGUCUCUGAGGGAACUGAUUUUUUGCAUCAUAACAGACUUAAUACCAAGCAUCAUUAAACAACUGAAGAUGAUGAAGAAGAAGUUAAUAACUUGAUUGGGUCCUAAUUAUAGCAAAAGAUGAGUGGGAAUCUGCUGCUCAAUAACAAAGAAAUGUUCUUCACUCCUGACACUAAUAAUCUGUAGGUGAAUAGCAUUUUGAUGUAAGGAAGUGAUGGGGCAUUUCCUAAUAAAUAUCUGCAAAGUAAUAGAAGCAAUUCAUAGAUAAGAGAUGAUUCAAAUGAAGGCUUAAGGGGUAGAGAAAAUUCUAAUCCAAGAUUACUUAACUAGAGAGGGAAUACUCAUAAGUUUUAAUUAAAGUCUCAAACGCUAGCAUCUUCUGAGACUCCUAGAGAUGAAUAUAUGCAAAUUAUUGAUGAAAAGAACAAAGUCAUAGAUGCACUAAGAAGAGAACUGACUCACAACAUCAGAGAAAUAGAAAAACUCAAGACUAAGCAUUCCAUUGAAAAAGAGCAGAUCAUUUAAGACUAUGAAAAGAAGAUCCAAGAUACAGUUAAGGAAACAAGAGAAAGAGUGUAAAAAGUAUGUGAAAAGAGAUUAAGAAAAAAUGGAGGAGGUAUUGCUACUGGAAUUGGCAGCUAAUCUACAAAUCCACUUUACAAAUUUGAUGAGUCGAAUAACAUCAACUCGACUGCUUUUUCUGAUAGAAUAAAUCCUGCUAACAAUACUAUAUAAUCUGCCAGAUUAAAUAACACUCAGGGAAACAAUACUGUAUCAAAUGCACCAAACAAUAGACCAUCCUUGAGUAGGAAAAAUUCAGCAGCUGGAAAAUCUAAUAAAAGUACUGCUAGAGUAAAGUCAACCAACUCAUUGAACAAAAAUUAAAAUACUCAAGGACUCCAAGAUAAUGAGCUAACCUUUAAAGUGUCAAACUUUGGUAACCAUGGAGACUUUUCAUCUAUGGAGAGUGCCUUGAAAUAAAAGGAACUGUAACUUCAUGAGCAGAUAUCUCAACAUUAUGAAGAUGUCCUAAGAGAGAGAACUCAUGAAACUAGAUUAGAACUAUCAAAGAAAAUUAGAGAGGAGAUUGAUCAUGAGUUGAGAAAUGAAUAUCAAAGCCAGCUCAGAUCCUAGAGAGAUAUUAUCCGUAAAGAGUUGAAUAAAGAGAUUCUAGAAAGUCUUUAGGAAAGAAUUGAUAAGGAAGUAGAAAAACGCAUGCAUGAAAAUUUCCUAGAAUGGGAAGAAGACUAUAAGAGAAAGAAAAUAUAAUCAUGGAGAGAGUAACUCACAAUUGAGAUAAGGUAGGAAUAUGAGUUCAAACUAGAGGAAUUAUUAGAAAAAGAGAGGGAGAAAAUGGAAGAACAGUGUAAGGAUACUAUAGAAGAGAAUAUAAAAAUUGCUAGAGAGGAGUCUGAAACUAUAAUGCAAGAAAGAAUGUUCUAACUUUAGUCUUAGAUGGAGAGAUAAUUAGACAAUGAAAGAAUAAUUAUCAGAUCCGAGUGUCUUGAGGAGUUAAGAGGUGAUAGAGAAGUUGAACUGACCAGGAAGUUAAGAGAUAAGCUAAGCAAGAAAAUUGAACAAGAACUUUAUCAGUAAUUACCAAGAGAAAUAGAAAGCAAAGUUAGAGAAGAUAUUAUGGAAAGAGUGAUGAGUGAAGUUAGAGAGAAUAAUGAUAAGCAUUUGGAAUAGAUCAAGAGGAAGUAUGAGCAGUAAAGAGAUGAAAAAGAAUAGCACAUGAAGUAAUAAUUGAGAAGAGAUUUUGAUUAUGAAGUCUCAAGAAAGGCCGACGACUAACUAUAGAAGCGUGAAAAAGAUAUAGUCAGAAAGUACAAAAGUUUGUAUGAGCGUGAAAAAGAAAAUUUAGAAUAGAGGCUUAAGAGUGAAUUUGAAUAUCGCAUUAAGGAAAUCAAGGAUUAACUUGACAAGGAAAGAAUCGAGGUGGCAAGGCUGAAAAGUCUAGAGCUUAUUAGACUUAAGAAGCUGGAUGAGUAGAAGAAAGAGAUCAAUGAUAAAAUGAAGAUUGAAAAACUAGAUAUUGAGAGGAAGAAGGCAUAGAUUGAAUAUGAAGCUAGAGAAAAGAAGGUAAAGGAACUGGAAAAUGAAGAAAAAAGAAGAGAGAGGACUCCAAAGAUGACAAAUAGUCUAAAUUAACCAAAGAUAUUAUAAUAAGAUGAAGGGUGUGAAAAGCUAUGUAAAAAUUAUCAUGUAUCAGUCUAAAAAUCCCAGAAUAUGUAUAAGACUACUGCGGAUGAAAACCAGUACAGUACCUUUGAUAGAUAAGAGAACAUAAGAUAAUCUGCAAAUAUACCAAAUCUGAAACUAGUAUAAAAUCAAACAAUCUAGGGAUAGAGUAAUUAACAUAGAUAAGAUAUGCAAUAAAUGAAUCCUAAUUCAGUCUUACUUCAACUUAAUCCCAUAAGCUUAACCAAAGAAUCAACAUUUAAUCCCAAUAUAUCCUCACCCUAUUUAGGUAACCAAGAUGAGUUAGAGGGCUCAUUAAACAAACAAAAGCAUGAUAGAUAGGAAGAUGAUGAUGUUCAAAGAACUUAAGAUAACUCAGUACUUUAAAAUCAAGAUUAGGAUAAACCAGUUGACACUUAUGGAGAUUCAGAUUUCAAGCCAAGAAUUUAACCUAAUAGAUAAUACAUAAAACCCUAUGAUUCAAGAAGUCUAGUCAAAUAGUUACUUAAAGAGUCUGUUGAGAAGUUUUAGCUACAGUCAAGAUUUACACCUAUUUAAGUAGGGUGUAAACCAUAUUAAGGCAAAUUAAAUUCUAAUAGUCUGGACAAGGAAAAUGAUGGAGCUUUGACCUUAAAUUCAGAGCGAUUUACUUAUGAUUAGCUCUUAAGGUAAAUGGGCGAUUAAAAGCAUCGAAACAAUGAUCCUUCAAACAACAAAAACACUAGUGUUAAUCAUUCAACCUUGCAAUCAUUAACAAAGUCUGAUAAGAAUUCAAGAAAAACUGAUUAAGCAGAGUACAAAUUUGUCAUUAAAUCAAUAGUAGAUGACGAAAUUGCUUUUGAAAAGGACUACAUUCAAAAGAAGAAGCUAAUCAUAGCUAAUAUAGAAUAUGUGCUGGCUUAAAGUGGUAUGAGCGAUCAUGGUAUGUGUGAAUAUCUAGUCGAUCUAUGGGAAUAAUGCUUUAUAUCCUAUCAAAAUAGAUUGAGCUUUCUCCAAUCACUGUAAAUGAGAGAAGCCAAAUCAAUCUAUGCCAGUCUCGAAACAGAGACUUGCAAAUUAGCUGAGUUCAAAAAUGAGAGUCAGCAUAUCUAUAAAAUUAUUAGGCGAAAAGAAACCUCGUUUGGAAACUUAUUCACCCAGAAAUAUAGUUAAGUCUAGCACAGCAGUGAUCUGUUCUCAAUGAGGGCAGAGAUUAUUAAGAAGAUUGAAGAGUUCAAGAAAAUGUAAAAAGGAAGCCGAGAGUCUUAUGAUAUUUUAUGGAGAGGCAUUCCCUAUGUAGACAUCUUAAAAUUAGAGAAAAUGGAUUUAGAAAAUAGAAUGAAAGAUGAGAUUAGAGAAGAGAUGCAAACUAAAAAGUUUAAUCAUAACAAUAGACUUAUAAAUUGA
Molecule: messenger RNA, 3876 nt
Organism: Stylonychia lemnae
Lineage: Eukaryota; Ciliophora; Spirotrichea; Sporadotrichida; Oxytrichidae
Source: the annotation of a GenBank genome assembly